Messenger RNA from Theileria annulata, 819 nucleotides. RefSeq lists its product as uncharacterized. The transcript has a single exon. NCBI's taxonomy places the organism in Eukaryota, Apicomplexa, Aconoidasida, Piroplasmida, Theileriidae. The coding region runs from base 1 to 819 and encodes 272 amino acids. The record is from RefSeq and is a predicted model, not a curated record.
AUGUUAUUAAUAAAAUUAAUAAUAUUAUUUAUAUUAUAUAAUAUAAAUAGUAUAAAUAGUGAGAAUAGUGAAAUAAAUAAUGAUAUAAUAGAAUCAUUUAAAUUAAUGUAUAAACAAAUAAGUUAUACAUCAUAUUAUAUAAAAAGAAGAAUAGAUAAAAUAAGUUAUGAAAGACCAUCAUUAUUAUCAUAUGUAAAAUCAAUGAAAUUGGAUAAUGAAAAUAUAUUAAAAGAAUUAGGUAUAACAAUAUUAAAAGAAUUACCAUUAAGAACAUCAUCAUUAGAUAUAAAUUAUGAUAUAAAUUAUGAUAUAGAAUAUGAUAAAAAACAUUUUGAAGAUUAUAUAUUAGUAGAAUCAAAAAUCAAAUUAACAUUAGAAUUAUUAUUUCAUUCAUUUUCAUAUUGGAAAGUACAUUUUAAUCAUAUUGUAGGAUUUUUUAAUAAGGAUAUUAAUAGACUUAAAAAUGAUACUGUAUAUAAACUUAUAUAUCAAGAUUUUAUAUUAAUAUUCUUCCCAAUUAUUAAAUUAAUAUAUCAACAUUAUAAUAUUAAAUAUAUUAAUGUAUUAGAACAAGAAUUAUUUUCUAAACAAAUUUAUAUUUAUGGAAUUAAAUCAUUUAUGGAUUCUGAAUGUUUUAUAGGAUUUCAUAAUGAAUCUUCAUUAAUACAAUUAAUUAAAAAAACUUAUUGGACUGAUAUUGAUCUUAUCAAUCGUAUGAUUAAAGAUAUUUAUAAACAUUUCAAUAUAUUACCUAAUGAUAUUAAAUCUCUCUUUAAUAUCUUUAAUAUAUAUAAAUCCAAUUUAAAUCUUAUUUCAUAA